GUCGACUGGUCAAAGUUAGCAAAUGCAUCGCCUAAACCAAAGAGACUUCACUUAGAAGAGGAUGACUGUGAUGGUCUUUUUCACUGCCCAGUGCAAAUUUGUGAGCACGAUGGAUUCACUACGCAAAGAGGCUGUAGAAAACAUGUAAAGAGCAAACACGGUUGGUACUAUUACUUCGACGAGAAGCCAGACAAUGCUCAAAUCGAUAUGCUUAAUGUCGAUGAAACCGACAAAUGUGAAGCCAGUGAUCAAAAAUUUACGCCGCGUAAAAGCAGGGCAAUUGCCUCUUUUGAUUCUACGAACAAAAUUGCCAAGAACUUUUUUUCGUGGCACACUGGCAGUGGUGGGGGCUGUAAAAGUGAUCGACAAGUACAACAGAUCGUAAGCAAGUGCUUAAAGUUUCUCAAAUUUUGUUGCGAAGAUGAAGAAGAGCUCACAUUUGACAUUGUGGACUUUAGUUUACGUUCACCGAAUCUGCUUUUCAAGUUUGUUGAUACGAUACAGGACGAUUGGAACCUGGGGCACGCAGGACGCAUAGGCUACUUGGAUGCCAUUGCAGAAUUGGUGGAUUAUCGAAAAGUGAAUGGAGCAUCGGAAUCAGUAUUGAGGGGACUGGCUUCAACAGAAAUUUACUUGAAAAAGGUGCGCAAAACCGUUUCCAAAAUGAUGCGCUUGCAGUGGACCAGCGAGCUCGACAUCGACGCCUUAGAGGCCAAGGGACACUGGGCCACACUAGAGGAACUGUUGGAAGUCGUGGGGCGCUACUUGCCGCGCUACGAGAGCGUACUGAAAUCAUGCAAGGAAAAACCGGGUGCUGUUUUGCCAAUAGAUUUAUCUUUUGCUACCAAAUUUUUGGCCGUCUAUUUAUUUAUCAAGGUCAAGGGCUCGCGCUCCAUGACAUAUCAGUACUUAACGGUGGAAAUGGUGAACAAAGCCAAGACUAACGGUGGAUUUAUAGACCAGAAAAUGUUCAAAACGGCUGGAAAAUUUGGCUUCGAUUCUCUUUACCUGACCGAGCCGAGCAUGCAAGUGUUGGAUUGCUACAUCAACCACAUUCGCCCCCUACUCAGACCGACCUGCGACUUUGUAUUGGUGACAAGAAAUGGAGGGCAGCACAACAAGCUGGGAGAGCUAAUGAGUAAACUGGUCUUCGAUGCAACGGGCAAAUACGUUCACCCGACUCGCUAUCGACAGAUUGUGGAGACCGCGAGUUGCAGGCAGCUGAGCAGCAGCGCGCAGAGCACAAUCUCCGAGGACCAGAAACAUAGCUCUGUUGUUGCAAGGGUUCACUAUCAGAAGCAGCGAUCCCGCGAGGUGGCGAGCAAAGCACAUGAAUAUUUGGAACGAUUACACGGGAAAAAGGGAUCAGCUAGAAAUAGACGUGCGCUCGAGGCUUUCAGGCAAUUCUGCGUCAUCUGAAGAUCAAAACGGUAGCAAAACCGAUACUUCCUCUAACGACGAGGGAGAAACGAUCGCAGAAACACCACCCGAGUGUCUUUCAGGGGUCCCGAGACUAAAGCGGGAAAUGCGUUUAUAGCGACAGAUUUCCCCGCGAGAAAAAAGAGUCUGAUGUUCACCCCCGAAGAAGACAAUUAUCUAAAAGCAGGCAUCGAACGACACGGCUACGGUCAAUGGAAAGCGAUUCUCAGGGAUCCAGAAUUUCGUUUUCAAGAAGGAAGGACAGCCAACUCCCUGCUGAGCCGUGCAGCGCGAAGAUUCGGAUCACUUUCUAAGUUAUCCUAGAACUUUACAUUAACCCCAGAAUGAAAAGAUAUCCUUGAAAUAUAAAUAACGACAAAGGAAAUCAGCAAUAUGGUUCAGUACAUGACAAGCAACAUUUUAUUAUUGUUGUAAGAGAAAUAAAUUACUGUUGACUUGAGAAAUACAUGUUUAUUUUGUUGCUUUGGCCAUGUUUUUUCGCAACUCGCUGGCUUGAGGAGGAACUCUUGCGCUUACUGGCUUCCGUGGUUGUGGUUCGGUCUGAACGCGCACNAGCUGGGAGAGCUAAUGAGUAAACUGGUCUUCGAUGCAACGGGCAAAUACGUUCACCCGACUCGCUAUCGACAGAUUGUGGAGACCGCGAGUUGCAGGCAGCUGAGCAGCAGCGCGCAGAGCACAAUCUCCGAGGACCAGAAACAUAGCUCUGUUGUUGCAAGGGUUCACUAUCAGAAGCAGCGAUCCCGCGAGGUGGCGAGCAAAGCACAUGAAUAUUUGGAACGAUUACACGGGAAAAAGGGAUCAGCUAGAAAUAGACGUGCGCUCGAGGCUUUCAGGCAAUUCUGCGUCAUCUGAAGAUCAAAACGGUAGCAAAACCGAUACUUCCUCUAACGACGAGGGAGAAACGAUCGCAGAAACACCACCCGAGUGUCUUUCAGGGGUCCCGAGACUAAAGCGGGAAAUGCGUUUAUAGCGACAGAUUUCCCCGCGAGAAAAAAGAGUCUGAUGUUCACCCCCGAAGAAGACAAUUAUCUAAAAGCAGGCAUCGAACGACACGGCUACGGUCAAUGGAAAGCGAUUCUCAGGGAUCCAGAAUUUCGUUUUCAAGAAGGAAGGACAGCCAACUCCCUGCUGAGCCGUGCAGCGCGAAGAUUCGGAUCACUUUCUAAGUUAUCCUAG
Porites evermanni is the source of this 2616-nucleotide messenger RNA. The record is from the annotation of a GenBank genome assembly. Lineage: Eukaryota; Metazoa; Cnidaria; Anthozoa; Scleractinia; Poritidae.